AUGCAGGCUCUCGAGGAAAAGUUCGAACGAGCCACUACGACUGGAAAGCUGCCAGGAACCGUCCUUGCUGCGGCCAGUCGCGAUGUCUCGUCUGACACAACGUUCUGUCUCGCCUCUGCCACGAAGUUGGUCACGUCUGUGGCGGCGAUGCAAGUGGUUGAGCGUGGCUUGGUAGAUCUAGAUGAUGACAUUACCAAAUUUUUACCCGAAUGGAAACAUCCGCAAAUCCUCGUGGGAUUUGGAGGCGAAGAACACAGAGAGAAGCCUGUCUUGGUUCCAGCGCAGAAUCGAAUCACGUUGAGGCAGCUAUUAUCCCACACUUCCGGGAUCGCCAGCUUGGACGACGAAAAGUUAAUGAAAUACUACACUGUACUUGGCGAUAGCAGAGGAACCGUGCUUUUACGAUAUUUCAUGAAUAAUGACCCUGAAAUCAAAGCAAAGGCAUUAGAGGAGGUUCGGCAGGUCAUGGGCAGUCUGUCAGUUGAACCCCUUUUCUUUGAACCAGGGACAAGUUGGAAGUACGGACAGAGUACCGAUUGGGCUGGCCAAAUUGUUGAGCGAGUCACAAACAUGACUCUCGAGCAAUACUGUCAAGAGAACAUAUUCAAGCGGCUCGGAAUGACUCACACGACGUACCGUCUCUUAGACAAUCCACAUGUUGCUGCCAACCUUAUUCAGAUGACAUCUCGAGGCCCCGAAGGCACUGUCCAGCCGGCCGAGAGCGUAUAUCCAAUCGAUCCCAAAGUCGACAAGGGCGGUUCCAACCUAUAUACUUCUGGUGCAGACUUCCUGAAGCUUCUCUCAUCUUUGCUCCGUAACGACGGAAAAUUACUUCGUCCUGAGACAACCGACCUCAUGUUCAAUUACAGCCUGCCUAAAACAGAGGAAUUUCGAUAUUUCCGGACUAAUCCCGAACAUCUCAAAGAUAACUUCGGUGAUUUGGCUCCCAUCGGUAUGGAAGUUGACCAUUGUCUUGCCGGGAUUGUGAACCAAAGAGAUCUGUUAGGCGGUAGAAAGGCUGGCAGCAUAACUUGGCAAGGCGCCACGCGCUGUUAUUGGGUACUUCCUAUUGUGUUGCCUUCUCAACUGAUAUCUACUGACAAUUGA
This is a messenger RNA of Penicillium cinerascens, 1107 nucleotides long. Its product is annotated as serine hydrolase domain-containing protein. Lineage: Eukaryota; Fungi; Ascomycota; Eurotiomycetes; Eurotiales; Aspergillaceae. The record is from RefSeq and is a predicted model, not a curated record. The coding region runs from base 1 to 1107 and encodes 368 amino acids. The transcript has 5 exons.